This is a messenger RNA of Saccharomycopsis crataegensis, 1581 nucleotides long. It is a transcript of the gene RRD1, whose product is annotated as peptidylprolyl isomerase RRD1. Gene Ontology annotation, biological process: mitotic spindle organization. The record is from RefSeq and is a predicted model, not a curated record. Gene Ontology annotation, molecular function: peptidyl-prolyl cis-trans isomerase activity; protein tyrosine phosphatase activator activity. NCBI's taxonomy places the organism in Eukaryota, Fungi, Ascomycota, Saccharomycetes, Ascoideales, Saccharomycopsidaceae. Bases 1 to 1581 code for a protein of 526 amino acids. The transcript has a single exon. Gene Ontology annotation, cellular component: cytoplasm; nucleus; protein phosphatase type 2A complex.
AUGUUAGACCCUCCCAAGAUAUUCGAUACCUUGGGGAGGCACCCCAACUUCAUGGAACCCAAGAAACGUAUCAAUGACACCGCAGGAACCGAAAAUUUCCAACACUCUGUGGCGUUGGAGCACAUUGCAAAGUUGACCAACCAGAUCUUAUUUUUGACCUCUUUGACAGAGUGUCCUGAAGGUCUAUUGGAUCCCCAAAUGCUGACAAGAACAAAAGAAGACGCGAUGAUGGCCCCAGCUGCAAAAUCUCUGCCUGCGCCCCAAUUACAUCAUGAUAACCGUCCGCUCGCCCCAAAGUUUCCCGAUGACCACGGCAGUGGUAGCACCACCACCACCACCCUGCUUGAUGAACUUUUGCAAAGAAUUGACGACAAUGGAGUGACAAUGAUGGUGAAAUUGUUACAAUUCCUCAACGAACUAAUAGAUGAGACCCCGCCACUUCCUGGGCCGCGGAGAUACGGUAAUCCUGCGUGUCGUGAAUGGCAUACUAAAGUUGAAUCACGGUUAAGUGGCAAAUUGCAUGAGUUAAUCAUUGAUUCACAACUAUACACUGGCCCCAAUAAAGAGAACUACAUCAUGGAAAUACAAUACUACAUUCAAAAUGCCUUUGGGUCGAAAAUUCGCCUCGAUUACGGAACUGGACAUGAGUUAAGUUAUUUGGCGUUCAUUGGGUGCUUGUGGAUGAGCGAUGUGCUAUGUCAUAUGGACGGAGUUAAAUUUUUGAUUAUAUUCAGUAAAUACUACGAUUUGGUUCGCCGGUUAAUUGUUUCUUAUACUUUAGAGCCUGCGGGAUCGCACGGGGUAUGGGGACUCGAUGAUCAUUUCCACUUUUCUUAUUUGAUUGGGGUUUCGCAAAUGGUUGAUAUGAGCGAAUUUGUCGAUAUUAAUUCAAUAACCCCUUCCCAGCUAGAACAGCAUAAAUUGAAGAAACAACGUAUGCAAGCGGUUAUCAUUCCCUCUCCUGAUUCAGUAAUGGACAGGCGGAUGGUUGACCAUUUCAAGCUUAAGAACCUUUAUUUCAAUUCGGUGGCAUUCAUUAACAAAGUCAAAAACGGCCCAUUUUGGGAAACUUCCCCAAUAUUAUACGAUAUUUCCGGGGUGAAAUCCUGGAAAAAGAUCUUGAUCGGCUUACAAAAGAUGUACAGGGUCGAAGUGUUGGGGAAAUUCCCGGUGGUGCAACACUUUUGGUUCGGAGGGGUUUUUUUCCCUUGGUUGGACGUCAAUACAAAUGAAGAGUUGGAAAUCAAUGAUACCCUUGUCGAUAAGGAAACUAGCGUCCCGAAAGAAUCGAGCAAUUCCCAGGAGGAAACCUCUUCAAGAAGCGAUCGAGUAUCAGAUAAGCACAAACUUCAAAUGAUGAAUCAAACCCCUGGGGAUUUCAAUCCAGUAACUAUGGCGCCAACCAGUGGUUCUAAUGCUUCAACAAUGAAUGCUACUACUACCGCUCCUUGGUUGGCCACUCAUAGAGGCAUGGUUAACCAAAAUGUCCAUCCUUCUGUUCGUCUUGGUAGAGUUCCUGGAAGAGAUACCAGUCUGUUUAUACUUCCGCAGACUAUCAAACGUCAACAGCCAAAGAGAUGA